Apis cerana (Asiatic honeybee) is the source of this 2208-nucleotide messenger RNA. RefSeq names its product calponin homology domain-containing protein DDB_G0272472. The record is from RefSeq and is a predicted model, not a curated record. NCBI's taxonomy places the organism in Eukaryota, Metazoa, Arthropoda, Insecta, Hymenoptera, Apidae.
CACAACUUUCUCAAUUACUCAAUUUACCCCUUAAUUUGUGAAUGAGGAGGGAGCUUACGCGUGCGUGUAUAGGGAAUAUCUUUUAUAAAUUUGCUUAACAACGAAACAAAACAAUAUCAACAAAGACUUGGAAUGGCAUCUUGACGUUUAUGCAUUAAAUGUAAGAAGAUCACUAUGAAUUUUAGUUGUAUAUAAUAAUAAAAAGUCAUGAUAGAAAUGAAUGAAGUGACAAAUCUAAUGGAUCGAUUAAUGAAAGUGAAUAUUUUUCAUCCAUCGGAAAAACUUCAAAUGUUGAAAGACGAAGAAAAGAUAUUUCUCGAUCCAAAUAUAAUAAUGAACGAAAGACAUCGAAUAUUGCAAGAAAAAUCCAAUUCGCCAUUCAAUGGCUCUGUUUUGAAAGAAGCUAAAAAAUUGUUAAUAGAAGAAGAGAUACAACAAUUAUAUAUAAAGAAACAGCAACAAGUUUUAGAGAGAGAAUUGAAGAAAUUUGAAAUGGAAUUAAGUAAAUCUCGACCAAAAUUCUCGAAUUAUACAUGUUGUACAAAAAGAAACUUUGUAUCCUCGGAUGACGAAGACUUUUGGAAGACAGCCAGAAAAUUAAAAAACAAGAUAAUUGUUGAAGAGAAAAGAGAUCAAAUCAAUGGUUCUAAUGAAAAUACGGAUGUUCCGAUAACAGAAAUCAACGAUUCUUUGUUACAAAUAAAUGAUCAAAAAAAUCAAUCUGCCGGAAACAUAAAAAUAACAAUUAAAGAUAAGAUUAAUUUUGAAAUAGAAACGCAACGUUUAUUUCUUUUAAGGAAAUAUUUCGAUAUUUUAAAAUGUAAUGUCGUGGAAGAAAGACGUUUUCGCGAUAUCAAGACAAAAAUUGAGGAAAAUAUAGUAUCGAAAUUAAAGAGAAAAUAUUUCGAUAUUUGGAGAACGCGUACGAAAGAUGCAAAAAUCAGUGGUCAGAAGCAAAAAGAAGAAAAAGAAAUUUUCGAAGAGCAAAAAAUCGAAAUGUUUAUAAAUAAAAUUAUGGAAAGUCAAAAUGCAAUUAUCGGAAAUCAAAAAAUUAGCGAUAAUAGUUUAAUGAUAAAAGAAUCUAAUAAUGCAAAUAAGAAGAAGAGAAACACUUAUUAUAAACAUAUAAUUGUUGAAUCGCCGGCGCAAUGUCGGUUAAAUGCUCAAAAACAAAUAAUAGAAAAGCAAAAAGCCAAAUUGGCUGAACAAAACAGGAUAAUUGAAGAAUUAAAAUUGAAACAGAUGCAGAAGGAAAUAUCUAAUGCGAAUAAGGAGACAAUUGAUAUAGCUAAACAAACUUUCUCUAAUUGUGGGCAUAAUACAAGGAGGACGUUGAUUCAAUUAAUGCAACAAAACGGUUACAGAGACGAAAGUUUAAUGGUACCCCGAAAACGAAUGAAUCCACCGAUAUUUCUAUUAAGAAUGGAAGCACGAGCAGAAGCUAGACGAAAAAGAAUAAGAUUGGCUGCAGAAAUCCGUAAACAGAAACUUGAAGAACAAAAAAGAAUGGAAGAAGCUUCUAGAAUAGAAGAAGAACAAAAGAAGAAAAAGUUACAACAAGAGGCUUUAGCCGAGGCAAAAAGAUUACAAAAAGAGCAAGAACGAAAUCGACAGCGAGAAAUAGAAAAAUUUCAAAGAUUAAAUAAUAUAGCGGAUGAAUUUUAUCGAAAGUAUCUUCUACGACGUUAUAUAAUGAAACCUUUCGUAAUAGUUAUUGAAGAAUUACGAGGUAAUAUUAAAAAAGCGGAAGAUCAUUAUAGAGAAAAAUUGAUAAAAAAAGUUUUUACAACAUGGAAAAUAGAAAUAGAAAAUCAAUAUAAAAUAAAGAUUGAUACUGUUAAAUCAAUUUAUAAUACGAAAUUAAUUUUAAGAAUAUUUAAGGAAUGGAAACACGAAGUUAGGGAAUUGAAGUUGAAAUAUCAAGUUGCAAUAGACUUUUAUGAUAUGAAACUUUUAGAUAACUUUUUUAAAUUAUGGCAAGUAAUAGCAAUUGAACUUAAAACAAAAACUGAAAUAAAAGAAAAAUUAAUUAUGAAUAUUUAUGAAAAUAAAUUAAAAAUCAAAUAUUUCAAUACAUGGAAAAAAUAUCUAACAAUUGCUACAAACAUUAGAGAAAGUGAAAAAAGAAAAGAUGAAUUGCGACAAUUAGUAUUAAAAGUAAUUCCUGAUUUUGAUCCUAAACAAAGAGGUGUAAUAUCAGAGGAUUAA